CACGAGUCCACUGAGUACACACGGUUUGGACAAAUGUAAAUGAACAUUUAUACCGCAGGCUGAAAUGAGGGGUUACCUCAAAACUUUAAACUGGGUUUUUAAACUUAAGACUAAGAGAACAACUAUAGGAAAACACAAAGACUCUGAUCUCUGUCUACAGAAUGGUGGGGUGGAUGAGUGUCAUGCCACCAUUGACUGGUGUGAAGCAGAGAGCUGCUACUACAUUAGUGACCUGAACUCUGCCCAUGGCACCUAUGUCAAUGACUGCCGCAUACACAAUGCCACUGUGCGUCUCUCUCCGGGAGACCAGCUUCACUUUGGCUAUGGAGGAUCAGCCUAUGAGCUCAGCAUCGACAGCGAGAAACCGUUUCCUAUCCUGGCUGCCCGAUCUGUCACUCCCCAAGCCUGGAUACAAACUCAGACAUCUUCAAUUAAACCCCACCCUCCCACCAGAACUCGCCCUAUGAGUGCGGGGGCCAAACAGGUUCCAAUUACACCUGAUCGCAAGACCCAUUCUAACAGACCAGGGAGUUGGAGUGGUAACACAGAAAGAAGUUGUUACCUCAGAAACAAGACUCCACCUCACCACACUCCAAACAUUUACAUCUUGCCAGUGGAGGUGGAAAGGUCACACCGUCCGUUAGAGGGAUGCGGUGCCGUGUCUGUGUGUCUUGAAGACGAGUCCCCAAAAAAGGAUGAUGUGAUUGCCGGCCUAAAGAAAGAAGUGUCGGCUCUUAAACUCCAGCUAUCUCAUAAGAAGCAAACUGAUCCAGAGGUCACACACCGACUGUGCUGCCUGGAGAGUGACAUCAAAGAAAAGAAAGAACAGAUACAACAGUUGAAGGAACAGAUGCUGGAGCUUCAGGCGUGUUCUGGAGAGAUGUUGGGACAGGCUGUGACAGAAAGAGACCAGAAGAUCAGUAGUCUGUCAGUACAGCUGGAUAAACUAAAGAGUGAAAAUAAAUCCUCUAAAGCAAUGGUUAGCAGUUUACAGAAAGAUCUGACCGCUCGUGAGAAACAGGCUCUCAAUCUAGCAGCUGAGGUGGAUAAACUCAGAGAGAAUGUAAGACACAAAGAUGCCAAGCUCACAAGCACGAUGGACAAGUUGAAAGAAGCUCAGAAGCAUCAACAUGAACUUCUGUCCAAGCAAAACAUCAUAGAAUCCCUCGAGAAGGAACAAGCUUCUCUGCUGAAGGAGAUGGACAGACUGAAGCACCUUCAUCAGCAAACACAGCAGAGAGAACUGAGAAUCCAAGCAGAGCUCAAACAUACACAGUCAAGGCUUGACAGUUUUCACAAGCAGAUUGUCAAGGCUGCGCACUUCAACUCUGAGAAGGAAUCAGACCAAGAGGUGUUGGGCUGUUUUUCAAAAUUAAUGGAACAGAUGGAAACGUACAAAUCCAAGCUGCACGACUGUGAUACGAAACUCGAAGAGGAAACUCGUGCACAGCGAAAAAUGUUGGAUGAGACCCAGAUGUUUAGAGCAAAACUGGAGGAAUGUCAGAAUCAUGUACAAGACACAUGCAUGGCAGAUACGGUGCAUAUGGAAAUAUCUGCCCUGCAGGGCAUGAAUCUGAGUCCUGCACUCAGCUGGGUUCAGGCGCAUUCGCUCUCUGUACUUAACCUCCUGCAUGCACUGCUGCAUAAAGCCGCUCAGAGGCUACAGACAACAGGGAUAGAUGUGUCAGUGAAGACUGGAGGAGUUUUAGGUGCCUUACAGAUUUUGUCCCAGGAGCACAAAGACAACCAGUCUGAACUCAGGAAUCUAAAGGCAGAGAUACAAAAGCUUCAGGACAGAGAUAUGCAAAACAGAGAUCUUCAGAACAAACUGGACUUCAUGCAGAAGCAGUCUGAGACGGACAAACUACAGGCAGCCGAGAGAGAGAAUGAAAUUAAAAACACAAUGACACAGCAUCUGGAAGAGGUGAAAGAUGAUCUCAUGUCAGUCAGAAAAACCGAAGAUGCCUUGCGCUUGGAGAUUGAGACAUGCAAGGCCGAGUGGCAAUCCAAGAUGGAAGAAGCCAAGGUACGAGAGACGGAGCUGAAAGAAAAGAUUAGUGAAUUACAGCUCAGAGAGGAGGAGAAGAACGAGAGAAUGAGACAGUGUGAGGAGAGAGAGAUGAGAGCACUUCAGAGAGGAGCUGAAGAGGAGAGAGAGAUACACAGGGUUGAGGUGGAGGAGUACAGAGAACAGGUGCGACAGCAUGCAUACACCAUUAUUGCCAUGGAGAAACAAAUAAACAAAGCCCAGCAGAGUGAGGAUAGAUGGAGAGAAAUGGAGAAGGAAAGAGACUCACUUGAGGAGCAGCUUAAAGAGACACUUAAAAAACUUGAGGACUUUGAAAGCAACAACACAUCAUACAUAACGGAGAAAGAACAGAAAUUAGAACGGACCAUAACAUCCCUUAGGGCAUCUUUGGUUGCAUCCCAACAGGAAGUGGCCGGUCAGAGUGAGAUCAUUAAUGCUUUAAGUCGUGAUCUGGCCCAGGCCAAUGCUCGCCUCUCUGACAUGUCAGGCGAGCUGAGUGAACAACAGAAGAUAGAGUUGGAGACUCACAGAGCUUUAGUGUUGGACCAGAGGAUUCAGCUGAGCACACUCACACAGAAGCUCACCGCAAUGUCACAGCUGGUGGAACAGAAAGAUGAAGAGAUAAAAAAGCUGGCAGAAAAACUGAAACAAACAGAGGAGGAUCUGAGAAGAACAGCAGCAAACACAGAGCUCGAGAACUCGAGCCUUCAGACAACAAGGACCACUAGAGAUGUGGCACUCAUGACAGCUCCUAAUGAUGUCAUCAAUCAGGGUUCAAAACACAAAGGUCUUCGCCGUGAGGAAAUGAUCCUUCAGCAGCAGGAAGGUUUGCGUGAUGUGAAGGAACGAAUAAGCGCUCUACAAAAGAAGUGGCCCAGCACACGUCAGCAGGGGGUGCCAGAGAGGCGGGGUCAGAUGAAGACUCAGAAGCUUCAAAGAUCUGCAACCCGAAAAGGAUCCAACAGUUCUGUGAGCGGUUUUGCGUUCCCUGAAGCUCUGACCGAAGCAGCACGAGAACGUACAGCCAGACUAGACAUGUCUGAUGCUCUGGAGCUGAGUGAAAAGACAUACUUGGAGCUAGCACGGGUGCUGCGUGAGGCUCUGGAGCUAAGCGAGGGUGAGCUGUCAGGCUCUGCUAGUUUAAAGCACCUGCCCCCUGAUGAGAGACUGCACAUAUUCUCUCAGAGACAAACAGACCUGGAGUUUCUAAGAAGCCGCCUUGAUCUACAGAACACCCACAGCCAACAGCAAGACCUUCUGCUGGAAGAGAACCAGAGAGAGAUAAACACACUCAGAGAGAGCCUGAUGUUGGGACAUCAGAUGCAAGCUGAGCUUGCGAGUAUGAAGGCAGAGCUGGAAACCCAGAGACAAGAGUCUGAGCGGCUUCGACAGACUCUCCAGGACCAUAUCGACCAGCUGCAGAGAAACCAGCAGCAACACAGUGUUGCCAUCAGAAAUAACCAGGGUUUGAACUUGGAGAGAACAAACAGAAAGACUGUUAGAGUGGGCCAUCUCAAUUGUAUACCGAAUGAAAGCUAUAAAAAGACCCCAGCGUUAAAGAAACAGUCCUCAAAGGGGCGGAUGGAAAAUAGAGGAAGUGCGGUAGAGACCCCGAAGCAAGAACUGUUGAAAGAGCAUCAGAUCUGUUUGAUGGUCUCUGAUUUAGCCAGUCCUCUACAGGUCCCAGAGGGUUCCCGACUACCCCUGCUCACCGAGGCCCACUGACAUGGACACCUAUUGUAUGAUCAAACAACCACAAAUUUAAUUACACUUGAGAGAACAGGUGUGGGUUAUUAAGGAAAAUGCUUUUUUUGCCAAAGAGAUAUCCUAUUAUACACAACAUUGAUAAGACAUACUGUUAUAGUAUUUCGCAAUUAUACACAUUUGAUCUGAUUUGAUCUGUAUUAGCACUUAUUGCACUGCAUAUAAUGAUUUAUCACAACAUAGUUCCAAGUUUAAAUAGACAGCUGAACAUAUACACAUUAAGGUUAAAAAUGUCAUAAGUGACAAUUUAGUAUUAUUUUUUUGUGGUUUAUUAAUGUGUUAUGUUUAUAUAGCCUAUAAAAAUGAGUGCACUUGAAAGUGUGAAAUUGGCCAUCAGCCAAUCAAUGACUGGCUGUUAUUUUUCUGUGGCUCCAAAGCAUUCUCCAGGAAUUAUAGACACCUUGGUUGAGUGUUGCAAUAUCUCUCACUUUUGAGUGGUCCGAUGUUACCACAACAGUACAUGAUGGUAUACUAUCUCUUUCAUUGUAUAUGUCUGACAUUGUAUCAAUGACGUCAAUUAACAAAUCUUUGCAUGUGUCAUUUAAAAGACCCCAGUCAUCAAAACUGACUACAAAAAUCAGGUGUUUAAUAACAGAGCCGUAGAUUAAACUCAUCCAUACUUGAAAUCUUUUCCAAGUUGUUCUCUUCAUAUAGUUCCUUCUGAGCGUGGAUUGUCUUUUUGUUCCUCACAUCUGCUCCUAAUUUACAGAGCCAUCUGACAUCAGGAUAGAGAUGCUGAGUAAAGUGUGAUAUAUUACGUUAAUUAAAUUCACUGAGUGUUGUGGAGACGGCCAUCGGGAGCGGGUUUAUCCGUUUGUCUGAGUUACUGUCACACAAUUGUGUUUGCUUGUUGGGGAUACAGAAGAAUAGCAGAUGAGGGACAACAUAACAAACAGUUUUCAAUAAAAGAAUGCUCAUGAAAAUGAUCGUUAAAUAAUCAUUACACACGCAGAUAAGACCGUGUUACACAUUUUGAAGUGCCCAAUUUGCAUUAUCUAUAUUUGUUGUCUUUUUCUCUGACCGUACAAUCAGAUUACGAGCAAAAUUCCAGUGAGCUUUGUAAUAUUUGAAACAAUCCUCCUCUUCCUCAUUACCGUGGAUCAUUAUAUGCAGUGGGUGGAUGUGUUCCA
Triplophysa rosa is the source of this 4923-nucleotide messenger RNA. RefSeq names its product forkhead-associated (FHA) phosphopeptide binding domain 1 (gene fhad1). Gene Ontology annotation, molecular function: protein binding. Bases 65 to 3754 code for a protein of 1229 amino acids. The record is from RefSeq and is a predicted model, not a curated record. Lineage: Eukaryota; Metazoa; Chordata; Actinopteri; Cypriniformes; Nemacheilidae. The transcript is spliced from 28 exons.